GCGAACACUGGGCUCAUACACACACACACACUCACACACUCACACUCACACGAAGGGCUCAGUAUAACAUCGACAGAUCCGCGUCAGGAGUACAGUCGAGGCGAGCACAUUGAAGUGUCUAAAGGCUUCUUCUGUGAGAGGAAACGAGAGGAAAACGCAGGAAAAAAAGAAACAGAGGAAAUCCCCCGAAAGGAAAUGCCAAUCGCAGCCGCUGGACAGCCAACAACCCAGGAGCCCAGAGUUUGCCCCCGGCUGCCCUCCACCCCGGAGCCUGUCCCUAAAGGGGCUGAUUUAUUCGACGAGGCGGGGGCGGCGGAGUCGGCGGAGCGAACAGAGUACGGGGGCGCAGAGGGGGGCAGAGGACUUGGGGGCUAUAGUUACAGCCAGAGCGGCGCUAGGGGCUUUGUACAGCCCGGAUCAACCAACGGCUCUCCGCCGCAGUCCCCAGCCGCGUCCUCAUCGUUUCUCUUCCACCCCCUCCACCCCCACCAAAUGGCCAUGGAGCCCCCAAGGACUCGAUCGCGCUCUCGGUCUGGAUAUUACCAGCAGUACGGUGGUGGAAAUGGCACUGGAAUUACCGGCAGCGGAGUCAUGGGAUCUAACCAUCACCACCACCAUCAACAACAGCAACUACAUCCACAGCAGCAGCACGGUGCCGGUUGCGCACCACUUGGAGCUCACAGCAACCACUUGGAGAACCAGCAGCGAGCCCCAGGAAGUAACGCCUCUCCCGGCAUUCAAAGGCUUUCUUCGGUUCCCGGGGCGCACCGCAUCCCGACGGCAGGAGCCUCUGGUGGAUCUUACCACUGCCACCCAGAUCAUGCAUAUGGAGAGGAGAGUGAUAAGAGUGAGGAAAGCCCCAGUCCAAAGCGCCAGAGGCUGUCCAGUCAGUCUGUCUUGGAACAACUAACCUCAUCCGCCCCUCCACCAUCCACCCCAUCUCCCCCCAUCCGUCCCUGGGAGUCAGGACCCCCAAGUCGGAGACAACCUCACCCCCACACACACUACCACCAGGAGAGAUGCCUCACUCCUGCUCGGCACAGACGCAGCCCACCAGCAAGGCGUCAGCGCGGCCGUCUCUCCAGACCCACCCGUCACUUGCCUCCCCACCACCAACCCUCCACCCAAGGCCCUGCACCCCGCCUGUCGCCAUCGGAGCGCCAGGAUGAAAACUACCACCACAACCCCCAUCCCUCCACGCACCAAACAUAUCCAACGCAUACGCCCAGCACCUACGGUCAGCCCCCAACAGCUGGUGGUGGUGGGGCAGGGUCGGAGGAGCCCCGAGCUUUCCACCCCCCCACAUUGUCACCACGGCUUCUGCAUCCAGCUGCUCACCACCACCAUCACCUCCAUCAGCAACAGCAUCAUGCAGCGCAACAGCAGCAAGGAGCCAUGGUCAUGGACUUGCAUGAACAGCUGCAGCAGGGCAGCGUACCAGUCUCCUACACAGUGACCCCAGUCCCUCCUCAUGGUCUCGCAGCACCUUUGUGUAGCGGUCAGCACCUUCCCCCUACCUGUUCUUCACAACAACAGGUCCCCGCCUGCAGUGUGGUCUUCAGCACUGGACAACACUAUCACCCGAUGCUACAGGCAUGUUCAAUGCAACAUUUGCCAGUGCCCUAUGCCUUUCCCUCACUGCUGUCCAGUGACCCUCAAUUCCUGCUUCCUCCUCCACCUCACCUUUCUCACCACCCGUCCCACCUCCCCACACCGGGACAGUUCCUGCCUUUCCAGACACAACAGCCUCGAUCGCCGUUACAGACGAUUGAAAAUGAGGUUGAGCUUCUGGGAGAGCAGCUUUCAGUGGGUGGAGGCUUCAGCUAUGCCCACCACCAUCACCACCACCAUCACCACCACCAGCCUCCCUCCACCCUGCCCCCCUCCACACCAAUCCAGUUCCUCUCACACCAUGACCCCCUUUCACAGGAGCUCUUUACAGUGCCCUAUCCCCACUUUAUGCCUCGUCGAUUCACAAGCCGGCGUUACCGCUCUCAACAAGCUGUUCCCCCAUCACCCUAUCACCCCAGCUUCCUGCCUUACUUCCUGUCCAUGCUUCCCGUGCCCCCAAAUGUGGCCCCCACUAUAAGUCUAGAGCUGGAUGUGGAUGACGGAGAGGUGGAGAACUACGAGGCCCUGUUGAACCUUGCAGAGCGUCUAGGAGAGGCCAAGCCCCGUGGUCUAACUAAGGCAGAUAUAGAACAGCUUCCAUCAUACAGGUUCAACCCCAACAACCAUCAGUCUGAGCAAACACUGUGCGUGGUAUGUAUGUGUGACUUCGAGUCUCGCCAGCUCCUAAGGGUCCUGCCCUGUAAUCACGAGUUCCAUGCCAAAUGUGUAGAUAAGUGGCUUAAGGCUAACCGGACCUGUCCCAUCUGUCGAGCUGAUGCCUCUGAGGUCCAGCGGGACUCUGAGUGACCUCUGACUCUUAUCAACAUCCUACAUCCACAGUCGCUGACUCCCAUUGUCUCCCUUUGGGAUGAACCAACCAAUCAGUGAACUUCUCUCCUUUUAUAAUACGCCAUCGCUCACACAUUCUGCCACAUAACUGGAACCAGUGCUCCUUAAUCCUUCACUCUUUAUCCUCCAGGACACUGAACAUUAAUUCUCACCUGGGAUCAGCAUUUAGCGGUGUGGAAACAUUCUACUGACUUGUGCUCACUUUAUUGCUGGACUUCCUAGGCCUUCUGUUUUGGACUACUACUCUGCCUUCUGCUUAUGGUUCCUCCUUUCUGUGAAUGGCCUUUGCAACACACACUGUCAUGGGAAGUGGACAAAUAUAUGUGUAUUUUUCAAACUCAUUAUAAACCCUUCCAAACUGAUGAGACCUGUUCAGUCUUCUACGGAGGGACAGAGAAAAGACUGCUUUGAAAAACGUCUGUAUAGUUGUACUAACAAACCCUGAGGGAAAAUUGGCAUCCAAAGAUGAUUUUAAUUUCAUUGUUAUUAUUCUGAUUAUUAUUAAGCAUUCACAUCUUGGCUUGCAGAGACUGUCAUUAUAAUUACAGUUGAACCGAAUCAGUCUAUUUUAAUUUGUAUAUGUGUAUUCUUGCAUUCCUUAACGUGACAGCAGUCUGUAUGGGGUGAAACAAAGAUACUGUACACUGUGUGUCCAAGAGUGAGCUGCUUUGGAACAGUGAAAAAUAUACUUUAUUUUCUCUAGAUGUGUGCCUGUGUGUGUGUGUGUGCCUGUGUGUGUGUGUGUGCCUGUGUGUGUGUGUGUGUGUGUGUGUGUGUGUGUGUGUGUGUGUGUGACUCUUCCUGUGGUAUUUAUACAGUUCAUGUGGUACAGUGCAUUGACUUAACCUUAAAUCCAGUUUUUUCCACUCUGCUUCAGAUAGAUUUAAUGUCAGACCUUUAUAACCAAGAUUUGCUCAAAAAUCAGAGUUUAGGACCAGGAACACCUCCGGGGAAGUUAACAAUGCUGUGUCAUGUUUCUUUGUGUUUAUGCCACACAUCAUUAACACACUCUACAACCUUGGCUCCAUCACUCCAUGCCUGCCCACCUACAUUGUUCUUGUCUUAAAUGGGUAAACGUUGAGGCUUUUGAGAGACAUUUUUUUUGUGAUUCAGUAUUUCCUAAAUACACUGAAACAAAUUAGGACUAUUUUUCUCAACAUAUCCACUAAGCUCUCCUCCAAGGCACAUUAUGUGAAUAUAGCUAGAUCUUGUAGAUUCGACCAGGUGGAUACAAAGCAUUCAGCUCAGUUUACUAGCUUUCUUAUAGGAACAAGGCCUUUGAAGACGUGUGUCUGUACCUGUCUUGGUACCCAAGCAGCGUUCUGUAUGUGUUGGCGGAUACAGGUGCAAUGUUUUCUCCAUCACUGACAGGGAACAAGUUUAAAGAGACUUAUAAGGUCACAGCUAAAUCUACUAUGUUUCACCAGUCGGCAGAUCUGACAUUUCAGCACUUUAAUAUGUAGAUUUAAGACCUACACACUCUCUUUUCAUUGUGAACAAACCACUGAUCAGGUUUUCACACUCAAUGUGUGUAUAUGAACAAGCAUUUGAAUGCAUUAAAAAAAACAUACAUCUUCACUUCAGCUUGUUGUACCUACAGUAUCCAAGAGGGGUCAACUCUUUUAUGUUCUCGCUGCGCAUCUGUACGUGUCCAGAGGUUUUUUGGGGGCACUGUUUCUUAGUGAAACUUCAUCUCUGUAAGGCUUGUGUCAGCAUGUCAUAAUGUAACUCCAAGAUGUUCACCUCAUGCACAGAGCAGGCUUUCUCAUGUAAUUUAUCACUGUUUAUCACAGGUGGUUCGUUGUGUCAGGAUGACAACCUAACAUAGGCCUUAGAGAGAUUGCGUUGACGAAAGGUAGGUUUGGAAGGUUCAGCCAGGCUUGUGCAGUCUUACAUCUGAGAUGCCUUUUAUAAAACUUCAUUUUCCAGGUACAACUAGUAUCUAUCCAGUGUCACCACAUCAGACCGAUCCAUUUGUUCAAACCCUUUUGAAAUGCAAACCAAGUGUAUCAGUGUCCAGGAAGAACCUUCAUUUUAUACAACUCCUCUUCAGUGUUGUCAAUGUAUAAAGUCAUGUAAUGUCCAUGGGAAUGGAGGGAAAUUAUAUUUCCUGUAACCUUUUUUUCGUUUGGGGUCAAAGAUCAUAUUUGUGACUGUAUGCAUCCAUUUUUUGUCUUAGGAUUGUUUUUGUGUUGGACAGUUUUCUGUUGCUUGGUACACUAGCAAUUACCUCAGUCCCACUAUUUAUGUCUUUUCAGAAAAUGGUGCAACCAGUAUGAUUAGUGCUUAUCGAGUCAUUUUGCUAAUGUUUUCCAUGCAAGUUGUUGAGUUGUUGUAAUAUUUUUCCUUAAAACUCUAUGAAACUCGAUCAUUAAAAUUGUGUCAUAGUAGUUUCAUCAUGUAUUAUAUCUGUAACCAAAAUCAUUUGAAGGCCUGUUAUGAUAAUGAAAUUUUUAACAAACAUUUGUACAUUUUGUAUGAGAGUUAUUACUAGUUAUACUUUAUUAAG
Messenger RNA from Xiphias gladius (swordfish), 4969 nucleotides. RefSeq names its product ring finger protein 38 (gene rnf38). The record is from RefSeq and is a predicted model, not a curated record. The transcript is spliced from 13 exons. The coding region runs from base 196 to 2418 and encodes 740 amino acids. NCBI's taxonomy places the organism in Eukaryota, Metazoa, Chordata, Actinopteri, Istiophoriformes, Xiphiidae.